This is a messenger RNA of Plasmodium vinckei vinckei, 1065 nucleotides long. RefSeq names its product fam-a protein. Bases 1 to 1065 code for a protein of 354 amino acids. NCBI's taxonomy places the organism in Eukaryota, Apicomplexa, Aconoidasida, Haemosporida, Plasmodiidae. The transcript has 6 exons. The record is from RefSeq and is a predicted model, not a curated record.
AUGAAUAAAGGGUGCAUGAACACCGUUUUUGCUCUUUUAGUCUUAUUUGCAUAUGCUAGCAAUAAGACACUUGCAAACGAAUUUAGAGGAAAUACUAUUUCAACCGAAACUAUUGAUGAUGGUGUUACAAUAUCUGUAAUAACUGAAUACAAUGUUACUUCAGGCAAAGGUAAUGGAUGCAACAAUACUUCAACCGAUCCUAUUAAAUAUAAUAUUACUCCACGCGGAUCUUCUUUACUCAAAAUCGCUCAACAAAUAGCUGCUUUAAACAAAGAGAUGCAAGCAAAGUCUUCUUCAAAGAAACCUGGCAAUUCCCCUGUGACCAAUAUUCGUUCGAAUAAAAGUGAUGAGGAACCCACGAGUCUAUUAUGUGAAGACCAUGAAGAAAUUGAAAAAGCAAAAAAAAACGUGAACGAAGCUGUAAUACUGUUACAAAAGCUUGCUGCGAGUACAAACGGCUACACUAUUGACAUUCAACAAAACCCCGACGCAAUUAAAUAUUCUAAGAAAUUUGGAAAUAUAGAUAUUGGAAAGCUUAAUGUUAAAAUUCCAUUUACCGAUAAUUAUAAUGAUAUAAUAAACAUGUUAUGGAACCCAAAUGGCAUCCAAAAAUUUGAUGGCAGCCUUAUUCAUAGAAAAGUUGUUCGUGUAUACAACCCAAAUUUAAUCAUAAUGGAACAAAGUAGGAUAUCUCGUACUCAAUCAUCCCCCCAAAAAAGAUAUGCUUUAGCCGCACGCGUUAAAGUGUCAGAUGACGCAACUGUAAUUCUUUGUCCUUCAACAACUAUGAAUCAUCUCAAUGAUAGCGAUGAAGAAAUUAAUAUGAAAGAAAUGUUAAAUAAUGCAAAACCAAUCGAAACUGACAUUGAUGCCGAGGAAGCGUUAAUGAAAUUGGGUAAUAACAUAUCCGGAUUUAUAAUUAAAAAAGACGACGACGAAGAUGAAGUUGAUGUUACUUAUAUCAACUCUAUUUAUGAUAAUGGAUGUGUUUCCGAUAUUUUCCGCAAUAAAAAAGAAAGAAUUAAAAAAUAUUCAUUUAUUAUAGGUCUUGAAAAUAGUUUAUAG